Osmerus eperlanus (European smelt) is the source of this 3471-nucleotide messenger RNA. RefSeq names its product vacuolar fusion protein MON1 homolog B-like. NCBI's taxonomy places the organism in Eukaryota, Metazoa, Chordata, Actinopteri, Osmeriformes, Osmeridae. The coding region runs from base 502 to 2316 and encodes 604 amino acids. The transcript is spliced from 6 exons. The record is from RefSeq and is a predicted model, not a curated record. Gene Ontology annotation, cellular component: Mon1-Ccz1 complex. Gene Ontology annotation, biological process: protein targeting to vacuole; vesicle-mediated transport.
AGUUUACGUUAUAGCAAUGUUUCAGUGUUUAACCCCAGACUGUCUUUUGUUUAUCCGAUAGGCGAAGGGCUUCUCUCUUGAUAGCUAUUUUAUUAUUGAUUGAAACGCCGCUGUCAGAAUAUGCGUUUGAAGCUACGCAAACAAUUUGAGCUAGGCUAACUGACUAGUCUUGCUUGAAGCUACAAAAGGGAUCUGACUGACUACUAGCCAACCGGGUAGCUAAUUUUACCGUCAACAGUAGUUACUGUUAUAACUGUUACUUGGCAUAAACUGAGAUUUUUCGCACGAGACACAACCAGAAUCGUCCAUCAAGCUAUUACGUAGCUAGCUGUCAAUGUGAUUAACCUUGUUUGGCUUGCUAGCUGUAGAUUUUCGGUAUGCUUUUCUAACUUGGAUAGCAGCAUCGCUGGCUGCAUAGUUUCAAUUUGGAAUCCCCCCUGCCGAAUUCACCCUCUGCUGUAUGAAAGGUUGCUGAUUAAUGACUGUGUAUGGAAUGUCAACAUGGACAAUCAAGAACUUGAGGAAGCAGGAGGACUGGAGACUUGUAAUCCAGCGUCUGUUGAUGGCACCUUUGGAACUGACUCAGCUGACAAUCACAUCAGGAUUGAGCCUGUAGGGGUUGAAGAGCAGAGCAGUGUGAUCCCAGAACAGCCUGCACAGCCUCCGCUGUCAGAUAUCAAAGGAGAGAGCCUGGAGUCACACUCUGUCUCUGACCUCAUCAAAGAAGAGACUGAUGAGUCGAUAAAGCUAGAAUGUCCGAGCAAUUCAGAUGCUCAGUCAACAUCAGACACUGCCCCAGGUGAGAAGGCUGUAACAGACAAUGGGCAGGAGGACUCUGGAGAGUUUUUAGUCACUAUGUUGGCACGAGGUAAACUGGAGGAGCAAGGAAUGGGCGUGAAGGGGAGGUCCUCUCCCUUGUCGGAGACGAGCACCCCCGAGGCGCCCACGUUCAUAUCCCACCGCGACGAGGAUGUGACCGCUGAGAGUUGGCGACAACACAGGAAACACAUCUUUGUGUUGAGUGAAGCCGGCAAACCCAUCUACUCGCGCUACGGAAGCGAAGAGGCUCUCUCCUCCACCAUGGGAGUCAUGAUGGCACUGGUGUCUUUUGUUCAAAGUGGAGAUAAUAUCAUCCGCUCCGUCUACUCAGAUGAGCACACAGUGGUGUUUCUUCAGAAGGGUCCUCUGGUGCUAGUGUCUGUGUCUUGCAGUCGCCAGUCAGAGCAGCAACUGCGUGGCGAGCUGCUGUAUGUGUACUACCAGAUCAUCAGCAUGCUCACCCAAGCCAGCGUCAACCGCAUUUUUGAACACAAGAAAAACUACGAUCUUAGACGGUUGCUCGCGGGCUCUGAGAAGAUCUUGGAUGGCCUGCUCAACCUGGUGGACUCUGACCCCAGCUUCCUGCUGGCAGCGGUGCAUUGCCUCCCCCUGGCCUCCUCCCUCAGGGACUCUCUCAGCCAGAUCCUGCAAAAGGCCAUUACUCCUAACCUGGUCUUUUCCAUUCUUAUAGCUAAAAAUCAAUUGCUCACUAUAGUCCAGGAGAAGACUGUCAUAGAGGACACCAGGCUGGAGCCUGCAGACGUCCAUCUCCUCCUCAACCUGAUCGGAGCCUCCUCCGCCUUUCAGGCCGGGGAGAUCUGGACGCCCAUCUGCCUGCCUCUCUUUAACCCAGACUGUUACUUCUAUGCGUACAUCUCGUACUUGGACCCCCCUGAGUGCACUGUGUGUCUCCUGCUGCUCUCCACGGACAAAGAGGCAUUCUACGCCGUGGCAGAGUGUAAAAGGAGGAUAGACGAGGCCAUGCUGGCCCAGAACUCCCUGAGCCUCAUAGCCAAGGCCCAGUCAUACAGUGUCAGCCAGGUGGGGGUUUCCGACCUCCGGCACUUCAUGUACAAACCCUUUGAUGUCCCUGACAACCACCGCCAGCUGACUCAAUUCACCAGCCCAGAGAUGGAGGCCCCAUAUAACAGUGAGGAGGAGAGGAUGAGGCUGCUGGAUCUGUACCGCUACAUGCACAGCCGCAUCCACAGCUCCUCACGGCCACUCAAACUCAUCUACCACGUGGCUGAGAGGGAAACCCUGCUGGCCUGGGUAACAAGCAAGUUUGAGUUAUACACCUGCUUCAGCCCCCUGGUGACAAAGGCCUGUGCCAUCAACGCCAUAACUAAGCUUCUCCGAUGGAUCAAGAAAGAGGAAGACCGUCUCUUCAUCCGAUACCCACCUAAGUAUUCAACCACUCCAAACCCCAGCAAGAGCUCCCGGGGAGGGAAAGACCAGCAAGAUUCGACAGAUAACGGCUUCCUGUCUCUCUUAUAGAGUUCCCAAAUCUCUCCCAUCCUUCUCUUCAAGAAUAGUUUGCACACUGUUAACAGAGAGGUGUCAGGCACUGGCUUAACGUCACACCUGUUGGACUUCAAUGGACUUUGACUACUGGACACAGAUAAUUGUGUUUUACACUAUUUAAGGAGGUUGUGCUUUGCCUUUGGCAACUAGUGUUACUAAAUGAAAAGCUUGGCAUCAUAUAGAACUCAAGUACAGUUGUCUGUCUUAGGAAGGGAGACUGGUGGGUGAAAGACUACAUUUUAAAUGGGUUAUGGUAGAGUUAGGCUAUCAGGUCUAAACCACUGCAUUGAUAUUUCAUUGUUUUUAUAUUGUUUUCUAAAUGUAAAAAAGGCGAUAACCUUUCUUACAGAAACAAUGGCAACAACACAUCCGUCAUGUUCCGACUUGUUAUAUGACUACUGGAAUCCUUUUUCUGUUUCCAUCAUUCCUCAAGUGUAGUACAUAAAAAGUGAAGGCUACGUUCACUAGAUCUAUUAUGUCUUAUAACUUUAAUUCCAUAGGAUACAUCUUGCACCUAGUCAGUUUAUUCUAUAGGGAAUAAACCUCCCUUUGGUCAUUUGUGCUGCUUACUUAUCCAGAUCAUUACAAAAAACGGAUUACAAUGUGGUCAUUUUGAACAGGGAUGCAUACUGGAUGUAACAUGCUCUGUGUACCUGCGUUUCCAUCUGUUAUGUAACUUGGGCUACCUCCUGUUGCUGUCUUAAUGAAUUGGAAGGACUAAAACUGUUCAUGUGCUGUCACCAUCAUGGCCAUCUGUGCAGCAUACAUCGUGAAUAAUGAUUGUUGAUCUACCAGACUGUAAACUAAUCUUAAGUGAAUUCACCUUAUUAUUGUCGUUCAUGUCAUCCUUACUGAAUUUCUGGGUUUUCAUAAAUGAACACCCGUGUAGCCCUUCCUAUGGACUGGAGUAGUGGAUAGUUACCCUAAUGGCCCUGAGAACAUUAUGAUCAAUGUGUGAAAAUGUUGUUUAGCAAUUUUUGUCUAAUUAGUUUGGAGGAUCGGUGUAGGUUUACUUUGUUACAUGGAUAAGUCAAUGACCCAGUCUGCUUUUUAGGGGUGAGGAAUGAUUCUUUUUGAGUAUUUAUGUAAUGGGUGUUAAACUAAAUAAACCCCAGGUUGCACAAACAA